AUGAACAAAGUAAGACCCAACGAAGUAAGAACUAACAAAGCAAAACCUGAUGAAGUUAGACUAACAAAAGCAAGAACUGACAAAAGAAAAGAAGAAGGAAGUCCUAAUGAAGCCAAACCUGAUGAAGCAAGAUCCAAUAAAGUAAAGCCUGAAGAAGACCUAGUGAA
Racocetra persica is the source of this 167-nucleotide messenger RNA. Lineage: Eukaryota; Fungi; Glomeromycota; Glomeromycetes; Diversisporales; Gigasporaceae. The record is from the annotation of a GenBank genome assembly.